AAAGUGCAACCAUAGUCCGAAAGGCAACAAGAAUUGAUCCCCAUAAUUUAGUUUUAAAAAAAUCGGCAAUAUGUCGUCUGUACAAGAACUGAAGCAACAAAUCGAAGAACUACAAAGCGAGCUUUGUAAACUGAAAGGAAAUCCUUCCGGAGGUGCCAGAGAGAAGAUCGAAAAGAUGUCUUCAGAGGUAGUAGAUUCGAAUCCAUACAGCCGUCUCAUGGCUCUGCAACGUAUGGGAAUCGUCAACGAAUAUGAACGGAUUCGACAGAAGUGCGUUGCUAUCGUAGGUGUCGGUGGCGUGGGCAGUGUAACGGCUGACAUGUUAACUCGUUGCGGAAUCGGUAAACUGAUUCUGUUUGAUUAUGACAAGGUAGAGCUGGCCAAUAUGAACCGCCUUUUCUUCACUCCUGACCAAGCCGGGCUCUCGAAAGUGGAAGCGGCAGCGAAGACGUUGAAUUUUAUCAAUCCCGAUGUUGAAAUUCUGACCAACAAUUACAACAUCACAACGGUUGAAUCGUUCGAUAAAUUUUUAAAUGCCAUUAAAACGGGUGGCAUUGAGGAGGGUUCGCCAGUCGAUCUAGUCCUCAGCUGCGUUGACAAUUUUGAAGCACGUAUGACCAUCAAUACGGCAUGCAACGAACUAAGCCAAAAUUGGUUCGAAUCUGGAGUUUCCGAAAAUGCAGUAUCGGGCCAUAUUCAAGUUAUUCGUCCAGGAGAUACAGCUUGUUUUGCGUGUGCCCCUCCAUUGGUGGUGGCAGAAAAUAUUGAUGAAAAAACGUUGAAACGAGAAGGUGUUUGUGCUGCCAGUCUGCCUACUACCAUGGGUAUCGUUGCCGGAAUGCUGGUCCAGAACACACUCAAGUAUUUACUCAACUUUGGAACGGUAUCGGACUAUCUAGGCUACAACGCAUUGAUUGACUUUUUCCCAAAAAUGAGCCUCAAGCCAAACCCGACAUGUGACGACCGUUUCUGUAUUGAACGCCAAAAGGAUUAUGCUGCUCGACCUAAACUGGAACAAGUUGAGGUAGUUGCCGAGGAAGAAACACCACUCCAUGAGGAGAAUCUUUAUGGUAUAGAAUUGGUAGCUGAGGAUGAACCACAGGGAACCCAAUCAUCCACCGGGACAUCCAACACUAUUUCAGCGGGUUUGAAAUUGGCAUAUGAAGCUCCAGAUACUCAACAUUCCAGUGCUCCCCCAGCUGCGGUGAGCGACGAUGUUAGCUUAGAUGAUCUUAUGGCACAAAUGAAGUCAAUGUAAGCUUCGCUCCUUCGAUACAGU
Ochlerotatus camptorhynchus is the source of this 1279-nucleotide messenger RNA. It is a transcript of the gene Uba5, whose product is annotated as Ubiquitin-like activating enzyme 5. Gene Ontology annotation, biological process: protein ufmylation. The transcript is spliced from 2 exons. Gene Ontology annotation, cellular component: cytoplasm; cytosol. NCBI's taxonomy places the organism in Eukaryota, Metazoa, Arthropoda, Insecta, Diptera, Culicidae. Bases 71 to 1258 code for a protein of 395 amino acids. Gene Ontology annotation, molecular function: UFM1 activating enzyme activity. The record is from RefSeq and is a predicted model, not a curated record.